Molecule: messenger RNA, 599 nt
Organism: Cucurbita pepo subsp. pepo (vegetable marrow)
Lineage: Eukaryota; Viridiplantae; Streptophyta; Magnoliopsida; Cucurbitales; Cucurbitaceae
Product: protein TIFY 5A
Source: RefSeq, a predicted model, not a curated record
UUUUUGACAGUUUAAAAGUCUCUUAUUUUCUUCAAAUUAGAUAGCUUUUGCCUAAAACCAUAAACAACUCUGUUUUCCUCUCUUUAUAUAUCAUUUUUAGAGGUCUUAUUGGGACAGAAAACAAAUGAAAAAAGAGGUAAAGGGAAUUGGCAUUUGGCAAAUGGGAAGGGAGUUCAGUUUGGAGCUUUGUCUUUGCCCAUCUUCUCCUGCUUCAGAGCCAACCUUCCAAUUCUCUGCAAUUCCCAUGAUGGCCAUGCCAUUGAAUCAUCAGAAGCAGAUCAUGGUUUUCAAUAAUGGAACAGCUUCGGUCUGUGACUUGACUGAACUCCAGGUAAGAGCCAUAUUAGGGAUAGCAAGCCAAGAGAGGAAUAGCAGCAAGAGCCAAUGGUGGAGCAACCCAGAACGGUUGAGUCUGCAAAUGCCAAAUGGGAAUGCAGGUUUCUCCAUUAAGAAAUCUCUUCAGAGGUUCCUACAACGGAGAAACACCAGAAGAAUUCGAUCCAUGUCUCCAUAUCACAAACCACGUACCUAAUUCAAAGUUUAUGCCUCCCAACCUCAUCAAACAAUCAAUCAAUCAAUCAAAGAAUUCUCAUUUGCAA